Mollisia scopiformis is the source of this 1320-nucleotide messenger RNA. Its product is annotated as ribosomal protein L5. Lineage: Eukaryota; Fungi; Ascomycota; Leotiomycetes; Helotiales; Mollisiaceae. The record is from RefSeq and is a predicted model, not a curated record. Gene Ontology annotation, cellular component: ribosome; cytosolic large ribosomal subunit. The transcript has 3 exons. Bases 83 to 1150 code for a protein of 355 amino acids. Gene Ontology annotation, biological process: translation. Gene Ontology annotation, molecular function: RNA binding; structural constituent of ribosome.
UACCGUUCAAAAUAUUCGGCUGAACCUCAAUAUCAGGAGACCGAGAGAAUUUCGGGCGCCAGAGUUACUUCGAAGCAGCACAAUGGCUCUCAGAGAGCUUCCAUCAGCUCUUCGGAGGCUGGCGGUAAGAGACACACUAUCGUCGACCUCAUUUGCACGAAAUUGCCGCCGAUGUGUAUCAACUGAAGCAGCCGCAAAAAAUGCAUCUGAAGACCUACAAGACCUCGAAUCGCGAUCAUCUUACUCUCCCAUAUCUGUCGCUGCAAAUGAGCAAAUUGGGACAUAUGAUCCAGUGAAGAGAGUGCAGCAGCGGAGGAGACAACUUCCUGCCAGUCGAUACCAAUACAAAUCACCAAGAUACUUCCGCGGACAGUUUCAUCCUCACCAACCUCCUCCGAAAUCAGAUCCUGCCUCAAGAGAAUAUGUUCCAGGCCCUUUCAACUAUUCCAGAUUAGAGCAAACCUACCAAUCCAUGAUUGCUCCCGACCUGAUGACAAUGGCAUAUGUCCACAAACCACCAGGAACAGUGACUGUUCCCAAAUCAGAGCGAUUGCGCACUUGGGACGACAGCUCUCCAUAUCAUAAAGGCAGACCGAAGCGUGGACCCAGAGGCCCAGGAGAAGUUCUCCGAUUGGUUGAGAAAGACAUCCAUUGGAGGAACAUCCCAAAGAUUGAGGAGGUUACUGUGCACAGUAUGGUCAAAGGGGCGAUCGACGACUCAGCACAUCUACACAUAGCAGGAAUGCUGCUUCAGGCUGUGACUGGAGUCAGACCAAUAGUGCACAAGGCGAAACACAGCGUUGCUCAGUUCGGUAUCCGAGAGAGCAUGCCAAUUUCUCUUACUUGCACCAUGCGGGGAGAUAUGGCCUACGAAUUCGUUGACAAGUGUAUAAAUCUGGUAUUUCCCAGGAUUAAAGAUUGGCCUGGUAUCAAGGGAACGACUGGUGAUAGCAGUGGCAAUAUCAGCUUUGGUUUCAGCAGAGAAGGGGCUAUUUUGUUCCCAGAGGUGGAAAUCAACUACGAUAUGUACCCACCAAAGAUGAUUCCAGGUUUCCAUGUUACAGUCAAGACCUCCGCCUCAUCAGAUAGACAUGCAAGACUAUUGCUUAGUGCAAUGGGUCUUCCUUUCUACGGAAAGUUGAUAGACUAGACUAGGGGUGGCCUGCUACUAUAUCUUUAGAAUUGUACAAGAUAUGUAUACUAUUUGUACACAACCAUGUACAAUCAAACCAUUUGCAACAAUUCCUCUUCAAGCAAAGUGAACAAAGAUAUGGGAUCUUGGUGAUUUACUGGUGUAGAGAUCACCUGGUUGAGAAGUAC